AAUGUCUGGAACUUUCAGUGGCAAUUUUCUUCUGAAAAACGAUCUUCAAAACCUCUUAACCCUUUCGGCGACUCUGCAACCGUCGAAAUUUCCGACUCCAACGAUUAUGUUGAAGAUGACGAAGAAGUGGACCUAUAUACGCGUCAGACUGCUAACAUGCCCACAUAUUAUGAUGCAAACCUUCCUCUUAUUUCUGACCAAAUUAAAGACGUAUCACCAACGGGUCAAUACGGCACAUUUGUUAGUUUAAUAAUCAUGUUGAUCGGUAUAGCUUUUAAAGAAACCAUUGAAGACUAUAAACGGCACCUUUCUGAUUUAAAGGUCAAUCAAAGAAAAUGUAAAUAUCUUAAUCUUGAGCAUGAAGUAUAUAUAGUAAAGGAAUGGAAUCAAAUAAACGUUGGUGAUAUUAUUCGUGUUGAAGACGGUGAAUUUUUCCCUGCUGAUUUAACAUUACUCAGCAGUUCAGAGCCUGAGAGUUUAUGUUACAUAGAUACAAGUAAUUUAGACGGAGAAACAAAUCUAAAGAUCAAGCAAGCUGUAAAUGAAACAUCACGAUUAAGAUCUCCUAUAGAAACUAGCCGUUUCACUGGAUAUAUUAAAUCUGAGCAACCUAAUGAUAGUCUAUAUAUAUAUGAAGGUUUACUUAUAACAAAUACUCAUAAUGGAGAAAAAAAAAUUCCUUUGGAUCAAACUCAAUUGCUCAUUAGAGGUACUCGGUUAAAGAGCAUUUCAUGGAUUUAUGGCAUCGUUAUUUUUACAGGCCAUGAAACAAAACUCAUGAAAAAUACUACUGCAACUCCCACCAAAAGAACUAAUAUGGAAAAAAUGGUCAAUCUUCAAAUUAUUUACUUAAUUGGAAUUCUUUUGACAUUAAGUCUAGUGUGUGCCAUGGGAAGUGAUGUGAUGGCC
Racocetra persica is the source of this 909-nucleotide messenger RNA. Lineage: Eukaryota; Fungi; Glomeromycota; Glomeromycetes; Diversisporales; Gigasporaceae. The record is from the annotation of a GenBank genome assembly.